AUGGAAAAAUUUGUUUACAUGCAAACAAAGAAAACCAAUGACUUAGAGGAGAGUAUCAAGCAAGUGCAAGCCCACAAUAAGAUGCUAGAAACUCAAUUAACUCAACUAGUGAUUGUAAUUAAAAGUAACAAUCCUAGCACCUCUUUUCCCAGUCAAGCUAUUGAUCCUAGAGAACAUUGUAAUGAAAUUAUGACUAGAUUUGGGACUAGCAUAGAUGAAACUCCACCCAUGAUGAGUUUGCAAAAAGAGAAUAAGAGUGAGGAGGUUAAGGAAGAGAAACAAUGUGAGGUGUCUUCUAAGUCAAGUGAGGAUGAGAUGGUUGUCAUGAGUGAGUCCACCACGGUGAGCUUAACUAAAAAUUGUAAUGCAAUUAUCAAGAACCACUCACCCACUAAACUAAAAGAUCACGGAAGUUUCUCUAUUCCUUGCUCUAUUAAGAACAUUACCUUUGAAAAUGCCUUAUGUGAUCUUGGAGCUAGUGUGAGUUUGAUGCCUCUUUCAGUUUAUGAGAAGCUUGGUAUAGGUGGUUUGGUACCCACCAAUGUCACUCUUCAACUUGCUGAUUGA
Chenopodium quinoa (quinoa) is the source of this 567-nucleotide messenger RNA. RefSeq lists its product as uncharacterized. The record is from RefSeq and is a predicted model, not a curated record. NCBI's taxonomy places the organism in Eukaryota, Viridiplantae, Streptophyta, Magnoliopsida, Caryophyllales, Amaranthaceae. The transcript has a single exon. Bases 1 to 567 code for a protein of 188 amino acids.